AUGACUUCUCCUUUAAUUCAAAAAGAUAUAGUUAAUGCAAUUGCAAGUGAGACAACUGAAAUAAUAAUUAAUGAUCUUGGUGAAGAAUUAUUUGGAAUAAUAGUUGAUGAGUCAAAAGAUAUAUCAGUUACAGAGCAAAUGAUUGUGUUUAUUCCGUAUGUGAAUUCAAGUGGGCAUAUUGUUGAGCAUAUGCUUGGAAUUACUCAUGUUCGUGAUACUACAUCUAUGUCUCUUAAAGUAGCCAUUGAAGAUCUUCUAACAAGGCAUGUAUUAAGCAUUUCAAGAAUACGAAGCCAAGGAUAUGAUGAAGCAAGUAAUAUGCGAGCACUUGUGGAUGCAGCAAGAGAAAAUAGUGCUGUUGGAAAUUUUUUUGUCACUGUCUCGCAAUUGUGCAAUAUUGUUCUUGAUGAAAUAGGAGUCAAUGAGGGUCCAAAACAAAGGACAGAAGCAUUUGGAGUAUUGAAGGAUGUUCUAUGUUUUGAUUUUGUAUUCUUUUUGCAUUUGAUGAAGGAUGUUUUAGGAAUUACCAAUGACUUGUCAUAG
This is a messenger RNA of Ipomoea triloba (trilobed morning glory), 543 nucleotides long. RefSeq lists its product as uncharacterized. The record is from RefSeq and is a predicted model, not a curated record. The transcript has 3 exons. Lineage: Eukaryota; Viridiplantae; Streptophyta; Magnoliopsida; Solanales; Convolvulaceae. Bases 1 to 543 code for a protein of 180 amino acids.